UUACAUUCGACAGCAUUUCUGCUGAGACAGAAACCAAACAGCUUCUACAUAGCAUAAUAAUAAUUUUGAAGUGAGAGAAAUAGAAGAGGUGCUAAAUUAACGAUCGAUCCAGCUGUAAUCUGUCUAACGGCUUACAGUCAGCAUGGUUACGGUGGACUUCAAGACACUCACAGCACCGGUGGGCAUUUUAAGGAUACUGGCAGUGGUCUUAACCUGCAUCUCCUUCAGCCUGGUGGCAUCACUGGGCCACACUUCUCUGUCCUUCUGGGUCUGGUGCAUGUUCAGCUGGUGUUUCUGCUUCUGCAUCACCUUCCUCGUGCUCCUCCUGGAACUGACAACUCUAAAUACAAAGCUGCCCAUCUCCUGGGAUGACUUCACUGCUGCAUUUGCCAUGUUGGCUACCCUGAUGAUGUUCACAGCAGCUGUGAUCUAUCCAUAUUUCUUCGUCUGCUCUAGCUGCGGCAGAGGUAUUGGUGCCAGUGUCACGACCUGCUUGGCCUUCAUCCUCUACGCCGUUGAGGUGGGGCUAACCCGGGCCAAACCUGGUGAGAUCAGUGGAUUCCUUUCCACAGUCCCAGGCCUCCUCAAGGUUUUAGAGGCCUUUGUGGCCUGCAUCAUCUUCAUCUGUUUGGACUUCACCUUUUACUCUAUCUUCCCGGGGCUCCAGUGGUGCGUUGCCGUCUACUCCAUCUGCUUCAUUUUUGCCCUCCUCGUCAUCAUUUUUACCAUCGGCCGCCUGCUGCCUCUCUUCCCUGCGCCCUUCGACAAAGUCUUGACGGUGUGCAAUGUGCUGGCAGUGCUGAUGUACUUCACAGCUGUGGUCAUUUGGCCAUUUUAUAGCUUUAGGAACAAUUCAGGCACCGAUGAUUUUUACAUAGUCAUUACUGUGAUGACCUGCUUGAACCUCAUUGCUUACAUUGUGGAUACAGUUUACUCGUUUAAGCUCGUCUUCUUCGUCAGCAGAACAUAGGUUGCAAAAAGUCAGCUUGAACUUAUCUUUCAUUGAUUGAUUGAUUGUAUGAUAGUUAUUUUUAUGAUGGUUUAUGUCAUUCUUUUACUGCAGAUUUCAUAUUAAUUAGAGUAGCUUUUUUUAAACACGAUUUUGCAUUUUUUGAAGCCAUAACGUAGCUGUGGUUGAUUCAGGGUUUUUUUUAUUCAGGUUUAUGAGCCUGUAAAAGUACCGAGUAGGAAACUCAUUCAGUGUAGUUUCUUACAAAUCUCACCCUGAUAAAGAACACUAAAAUCCAGUCAUUGUGGUUAAUGAACGUUAUUGAACAAGCCUACAUACCCAUAUGGUUGUUUUAGCACCUCGGUAAUAAAGUAUGAUAAGUAAAUCUUAAAUAAAUACCACUUUCAUGGUUUCAGGGUUAAAUAAUGAACUCCCCUUUGAGAAUGUUUGCAAAGGUGUGUCCAAGUGUGCAUAUCCUGCAAUACACACAGCUAUGGGUUUCGAGCUAACAACUCCACUCUCUUUUUUCGAUUAUGGGCAUGGAGUAAGUGAAAGAGAACAAAACAGAGCAGAGUUAAGAAAGUUUUUUCUUCUUGUAGUUUUUUUUAAAGGCUGUCUUUAGCUGUUAAAGAAAGAAGCUGCUUUGUUUUGUCCUAAUGAUUUAACUGCUGAUGAUGAGCUGAGCUGUCGAACGGCUCCUCAUGUGUGUUUACACAGGAAAAGAAUUACUGGACGUUUACUGCCAGAACAGGUUUAUUUAGGUUUAUUUAUUCAAUCCAAAGCUCUAAAGCCAGUUGGAACAAUAAUCAGUGACGACUUUGCUGUUUGAUUAGUCUACAAUGGUUCUGGUUAUUCUUUCAGUAAACAGUGAAAAAUGCACAGUUUAAACUGGUUGUAUUUGGAUUUUGUCCAAACAGUAAUAAAACAUUAUUUUUAUAAAUAUUUUUAAAGUUUUUAAAGAUG
Pundamilia nyererei is the source of this 1912-nucleotide messenger RNA. RefSeq names its product myeloid-associated differentiation marker-like. The record is from RefSeq and is a predicted model, not a curated record. The transcript is spliced from 2 exons. Gene Ontology annotation, cellular component: membrane. Lineage: Eukaryota; Metazoa; Chordata; Actinopteri; Cichliformes; Cichlidae. Bases 143 to 970 code for a protein of 275 amino acids.